Messenger RNA from Diatraea saccharalis (sugarcane borer), 5652 nucleotides. The record is from the annotation of a GenBank genome assembly. Lineage: Eukaryota; Metazoa; Arthropoda; Insecta; Lepidoptera; Crambidae.
AUGGCAACGCACGGCGAGCUAAUAGCCGAGAUCGGAGAAUUGGCCAGCAAGGAAUACGUCAUUGAACAGUCCUUAGACAAAAUGUUGGCUGAUUGGUCCAAUAAAGUUAUGGAAAUGACACCUUAUAAGAAUACAGGCACGUUCAUAAUGAAGAUAGCCGAUGAGACACUACAACUUCUAGACGAACAUCUCUUAGCGACCCAACAGCUCGGCUUCAGUCCUUUCAAGGCAGCAUUCGAGCUUCGCAUCCAAGAAUGGGAUGACAAGUUGCGCCUGACUCAGAAAGUGGUUGACGAGUGGAUCGAGUGUCAAAAAGAAUGGAUGUAUUUGGAACCAAUUUUCACGUCAGAGGAUAUUUCACGACAACUGCCAUUAGAGGCUAAGAAAUAUGGUACUAUGGAGAGAAUAUGGAGGCGGAUCAUGUCUACUGCAGCUGCUUGUCCUAAGUUGGACAGUCUCCGUGGUCUGGUGAAGGGCGAGCUGACCUUCUUCCAGCGUGAAGUGGUAUGCGCUCUGAUCGUGAUAGAGGUACACGCGCGUGACGUCACCGGCACGCUCGUCGACGAGAAUGUCAAAAACGUCACUGACUUUCAAUGGAUAUGUCAGCUCAGAUACUAUCAGGUCGUAAAGGAUAUGAAUCCAUUAGAAGAGGGCGAGUCACCCGAGAUAUAUCAAGACGAGAAUCGUUUGGACACUUCCGCUUACUACCGCCAGUUUAGUCAGAACCACUGCGAUGUACGCGCCCUCAAUUCUAGCUUUCAGUACCAGAACGAAUACCUGGGUAACAGCGGUCGUCUUGUGAUCACGCCACUGACGGAUCGCUGUUAUUUGACGUUGAUGUGCGCUAUGCAUUUGAAGUUCGGUGGGGCUCCAGCUGGACCAGCCGGAACUGGCAAGACAGAGACCACAAAGGUGGUGACGAUACAAAAGGCGCAAGUAGCUCGCUUAGAUAAGUUUAUGUUUGAAGGUUGUGACCUACCUCUUAAAGCUUCCUGCUCCGUGUUCAUUACUAUGAAUCCAGGAUAUGCAGGUCGCACGGAGCUGCCAGAUAACUUAAAAGCAUUGUUUCGGCCGAUUGCUAUGAUGGUACCGAAUUAUACACUUAUUGCGGAGAUUUCUUUAUUUUCGUACGGCUUCUUUGAAGGCAAGAUUUUGGCUGGAAAAAUCACUACCACUUUUAGGCUAAGUUCAGAGCAGUUGUCAUCACAGGAUCAUUAUGAUUUCGGCAUGCGAGCAGUAAAAACUGUGAUUCUUGUUGCUGGAAACUUGAUAAGGCAGAUGCCAGAUGGUGAUGAAAGACAAAUAGUAUUGAGAGCUCUUCGAGACGUCAACGUACCCAAAUUCUUGGCAGACGAUCUCAUAUUGUUUAAUGGAAUAAUAUCUGAUUUAUUCCCUCGAGUGGAAAUCCCUGUGGUUGACUACGGAAUAAUGGAACAGUCUAUUAGGAAUAUGCUUGUAAAGAGGGGAUAUGACGAUUUGUACAGAAAAUUGGCACCCGAUGGUUUUCCUUUCACACCGGUCCAUACGUUUGUAGUAAACCCUAAGUCAAUUACCAUGGGUCAGCUUUAUGGUGAAUUCGAUUUGCAAACGCAUGAGUGGACGGAUGGUAUACUGUCAAGUUUGGUACGUGGUGGUAUAGCUGUUGAAGAUAUGGAUAAACGCUGGUACGUGUUCGAUGGACCUGUUGAUGCCGUGUGGAUAGAGAACAUGAACACUGUAUUAGAUGAUAAUAAGAAAUUGUGCCUCUCGAGCGGUGAGAUUAUGAAGCUGACGGAUAGGCAGCGGAUGAUAUUUGAAGUGGCAGAUUUAGCGGUAGCCUCGCCAGCAACUGUUUCUCGUUGCGGUAUGGUGUACCUUGACACGAAAGUUGUUGGGCUACCACCUCUUGUGAACGCUUGGCUUAAGAGUAAUAUACCACCGAUCGGCGAAAUCCUCCGUAAAAGUUUACCCAACUUGAUAAACACAUAUUUAUACCCUGCACUAGAAUUGUUGAGAUCUAAGCUCACCGAGAUUGUGAUAUCCAUCGAUUCUGCAUUAGUACUUAAGUUUCUGGAGCUUCUAGACUAUCGGUUGCGUCCUUUAACGGGAAAGGACGACAGGCCACCACCAGGGGGCGCUUUUAUAGCCAUGUUACCGAGACUGGCCCCAUGUUGGGUGGUGUGGGCGGUUAUUUGGUCAGUGGGCGCGACUUGCGAUCACAAUGGUCGUGCCAUUUUCUCUGACUUCAUGCGGUCCUUGACGGAGGGAAACAAUUUCAAGCCACUCUUUCCUAAGGAAGGAAGAGUUUAUGAUUACACAUUACAUGAUGGGGGUUUUACUGAUCCUACCGAUGAUGGUGAGCCCGCUAAUCCUUAUUGGUAUAAUUGGAUGGCUAAUCUAGAGGAAUACGAAGUGGAUCCUGAGUGGCAGUUUGCUGAUAUUGAAGUGCCGACUCUAGAUAACGUUCGCAGCGCGGCAUUGCUCGGUUACAAAGUAACUAAUUAUAAUCACGUAAUUUGUGUGGGACCAACUGGUACUGGGAAGACGGUCACGAUUACAUCGAAGUUAUCACGCGGGCUUCACAAAAAGUUCAUAUGCGAAUUCAUUGUUUUCUCUGCGAGGACAUCUGCUAAUCAGACUCAGGACGUGAUUGACGGCAAGUUGGAGCGUCGCCGACGUGGUGUUUUUGGUCCACCUCCGACUAAGCGACAAGUGUUCUUCAUAGACGAUCUUAAUAUGCCAGCAUUAGAAGUCUACGGUGCACAGCCGCCUAUAGAGCUUCUUAGGCAGUUUAUGGACUUCUCCGGCUGGUACGACCGCACCAGUAUUGGUGAAUUUCGGAUGUUGAUUGAUGUUGGCAUAGUAGCGGCAAUGGGACCGCCGGGCGGUGGCAGGAACCCUGUUACAAUGCGACUGAUGAGACACUUCCACUACAUCUCUUUCACUGAAAUGGAAUAUGCCAGCAAGUAUGUAAUAUUCAACACCAUCCUAUGCUCUUGGACGCGGUUCAUCGAAAAGAGUGUCACUGUCCGUGAAGCACCCUUCUUGAAAGCGUCCAUCGAAAUUUUCACUUCGUUAGUUGAGGAAUUGCUACCCACUCCGACCAAAUCCCACUACACGUUUAAUUUGAGAGACCUCAGCAAAGUGUUCCAGGGCAUUCUCAUGAUGGACGCGAGCCAUGUCAAAGACGAAGAUGACGUUAUUAGACUUUGGUACCACGAACAUCAGCGUGUUUAUCAAGAUCGUCUUGUUAAUCACGAAGACCGCCAAUGGUUUAAAAAUUUGCUGAACAAAAAAAUACGCACCGAGUUUGGUAAGAAGUCUGACGAUGUUGUGGGCGGAAGGCUUAUGUUAUUCGGAGACUUUAUGGAUAUCGGAGCUGAUGAGAGGAAAUAUAUCGAGAUCACUAAUCAAGAAGAGUUGGACGAAGUGUUAGACCACUAUUUAGUUGAAUAUAACUUGGCGACGACAGUACCACUCGAUUUGGUUCUAUUUGAAGAUGCUAUUGCACAUUUAUGUCGUCUAGCACGUAUCAUGAGGCAACCAAUGGCUAAUGCAUUGUUGCUUGGAAUGGGUGGCUCUGGCCGUCAGUCUUUGACAAGACUAGCUGCAAAUAUGGCCGAAUUGAUAUGCAUGCAGAUUGAAAUUACCAAAGCGUACGGGCAGGCCGAAUGGCGUGACGAUUUGAAACAGACGAUGAUAAAAGCAGGAGCUGACAACAGAGGCAUUGUGUUCCUCUUCUCCGACGCACAAAUCAAAAUGGAAUCAUUCUUGGAGGACUUAAACAACAUUCUUAGCUCCGGUGACGUCCCAAACAUCUAUGAAGCUGAGGAUCUGGAUAAGAUAUACAUGUCCGUCCGCCAUGCGGUUAUGGAAAUGAAUCUGCCCGCGACUAAGACGAAUUUGUUUGCGUGUUAUCAGCGACGAGUUAGGAGUAAUCUGCAUAUAGUUGUCGUCAUGAGUCCCGUAGGCGAGGUAGACGAAGCACUGCCAGCUCUUCAUGCCGCUGAAAAAGCGCUUCAAGAGUUGAAUCGUAACGAUAUAGUAGAAGUGAAGGCCAUGAAGAAACCACCUGCUGGAGUAGUGCUCGUCAUUGAAUCACUUUGUGUUGUAUUUGACAUUAAGCCAAUUAAGGAACCUGGCGCGUCAUUUGGUGAGAAAAUAUUGAACUACUGGAAGCCGGGUUCGCAGAUGUUAGCAGAUCCCACCGCUUUCCUUGAUUCUUUAAUGAAGUACGAUAAGGAAUCUAUCACUGAGGACAUGAUCAAGAAGCUCAAACGAUUUAUUGCGAAUCCAGAUUACGAACCGAUGAAGAUCCUCAAGGUAUCUAAAGCGUGCCAAUCGCUAUGUAUGUGGGUGCACGCUAUGUAUAAGUUCUAUCAUGUGAAUAAAGCAGUAGCACCGAAGAAGGAAGCUCUAAGCCGGGCUACUAAAGAACUAGCUGCUGUUGAAGCUAUGUUGGCCAACGCAAAGGCGAAGAUGCAAGCUUUAUUGGAAGGCAUAGCAAAAUUGAACGCUUAUCUUCAGGAGAAAGAAGAAGAGAAACGUAAGAUGGAAGAUGACAUUAAUCUUUGUCUCGCUCGCAUGGACCGUGCUAACAGACUGUUGAAUGGCUUGUCGAGUGAACGUGUCCGUUGGAUUAGCACAAUUAAGAAAUUAGAUGUGGACAUAGUCAGCUUGAUCGGAGAUAUCCUAAUCAGCGCUUGUGCCGUGGGCUAUAUAACACCGUUCACAGACGAAUUUAGAAGGGAAUUGCUCUCGCAGUGGAUGACCCAUAUGGAGGAAGUUGCGGUCCCUCAUACCGAAGGUGCUACUCCUUUAUCAAUUCUUGGUGAUGCUGUACUGAUUAGAAAUUGGCAAAUGUAUGGUCUACCUCGAGAUCCGCUAUCCGUGGAGUCGGCGGUACUGAUGUCAAACUCACGACGAUGGCCACUCAUUAUAGAUCCACAGACUCAAGCCAAUAAAUGGAUUCGUGCUAUGGUAUUAGACCCAGAAUAUUUCAUACAAUUUGAUACGUUAUUUGGUUACUUUAGUGGUCUUGCAGAGCAGUUGCUCUCAAUCGUGGUGGCUCAAGAGCGGCCUGACUUGGAAGAGUUGCGUGGUCAACUGAUUGUUUCGCGAGCGCAAAUGGCAUCUCAACUGGCAGAGAUGCAAGCUGACAUUCUUUAUGGCCUGUCGAAUAGCGAGGGUUCACCAGUGGACGAUCUACCGCUUAUUUUGACACUGGAAGCCAUCAAAAUUAAGAGUGCUGAGAUACUUAUAAAAGUAGAAGAUAUAGAGAAGACUACCACAGAGAUUGAAAUUGCACGCGAGGACUACGUGCCGGUCGCGAAUCGUGGGCAGAUUCUGUUCUUUUGCUUAUCGGGCAUGGCUAACGUCGAUCCUAUGUACCAAUACUCACUCGAGUGGUUUGUCAAAUUAUUUAUAAGAAGCAUGGCAGAAACGGAGCCAAACGAUAUACAGCAGAUGGCGUCUUUACCUACUAUGAAACAAUUCGUGUUAGAUGACUUCUUCCAGCAGCUCAAGUUCUUCAAGUCUUACUACGACUCUUACAACCCUCAGAGAUUGCCCUAUCCUAAGCCGUUGGAUACUCAAUUAGAUGCCUUUCAGAAAAUACUUGUACUCAAGUGUGUGCGACCAGAUAAAUUAGUGCCUGGAUUGCAAGUACGGUGA